ACUGACUCCUCAGUUCUUGAACUUACUCUGACAUUUGAUUUCCACCGCCACGACAUAAACAACUCCACGACUGAGACCUCGCAUUUCUUAUUCAUACCGCCUACACAGACUAACACGAAGGCGUAAGCAAGAAGCACACAUUCUAAAAAAUCUGCCUCCUCUGCCUCUGACGAACACCUGACGCCUCUCAAAAUGAAGUGGUAUGAGUACCUGCGUCUCCAAGUGUGCCACCACGAAGGCUGUUUCCGUAUCGUCCGGCCCUGCAAGCGAGAUGAGCAUGUCCAUACUUUGUGCCAAAAGCACAAGCUGGAUGUGGUUAUCGCUGCAUCCAAAAUGUUCAACAAGUGGUGCAAGGCAAACACUCCUCGAGGCGGCACUCCACCACUAGGCCCUGGUCUAAAGCUGACACCGCGAGUCGUGGUUCAAAGGAUACAACCAGCCGAAACGCCACAACUUCUCGAGUUUUGGCGGAACAGGCUCACCAGAGACAGAUCGGGCAACACGCGCUCCAGCGAAAACAGGCCAGAGAACAUGCAGCUAUCAGGGAGCCACUACAGAAACGAAGACUUUAUUUUGCGAGUGCCUCACAACGCAGUUACCGUGUGGAUCUUUUCAACCCACUAUGGGCGACACGAUCGUCAUCGACAGCCUCAAUGAGAACAUUAUCGUGAUGCGCCCCUCCAGCGACGCUACAAGGGCGGACCUGGAGAGCGCAAAGCUCCAAAAGCGCGAAGCUCUAAAAGUCCAGACAAAGCAGCAAACCGGCGCGCAGCUGUGCUCAAUGCGGUCAGAAACGGGAAGCAGCAUACCUGAAACAUACGACAAAGCAUGCGACUACCCUAGCGCCCUUUGUCUUGCACCAGCCCUACAGCGACAGCAAACGAGCUGGAACACAUUCUACACGAUCAGCAUUAAUAGC
This is a messenger RNA of Macroventuria anomochaeta, 919 nucleotides long. RefSeq lists its product as uncharacterized. The transcript has a single exon. Bases 193 to 657 code for a protein of 154 amino acids. NCBI's taxonomy places the organism in Eukaryota, Fungi, Ascomycota, Dothideomycetes, Pleosporales, Didymellaceae. The record is from RefSeq and is a predicted model, not a curated record.